UUAAUAGUAGUUUAAUUGUGGGUAUAAAUAUUAAACAUCUCAUUAUUUUUUAUAUUUUCAAAAUGGCUAGCAACAGUAGUUUAGAUUUAUUCUACGAUGCUGUUUUAACAUUAACCAAAUCAGCAGGACAGAUAAUAAGGGAAAAAAAUUUAGAGCGCAACAAGUACGUGGAGUUCAAAAAAUCGCCGAAGGACCUGGUGACCGAAACCGACAAACAGGUGGAACGGUACCUAAUCGAUGGCAUAGCGGGAAAAUUCCCCGAUCACAAAUUCAUCGGCGAGGAAUCGUCGAAGGAAAUCGUCCUCACCGAUGCACCCACGUGGGUCAUAGAUCCCAUAGACGGGACCAUGAAUUUCGUGCACUCGUUUCCGCACUCCUGCAUCUCCAUAGCUCUGUACGUGAACAAGCAGCCUGUCAUCGGGAUCGUCUACAACCCCAUGCUGGAGCAACUCUUUACAGCCAGGAAAGGCCAAGGGGCUUAUUUGAACGGUCAACCCAUUAAAGUAUCCCAAGUCAAAACCUUAUCUACUGCUCUAUUAAUGCUCGAAAAUUGGGGCCCGUCGCCUAAUUACCAGCUCACUCCUGAAGUUCAGGAGCACUUAAAAUCGCUGUCAGAUGAUAGCCAUAGCUCGAGAUGUUUGGGUUCGGCGGCUUUGGAUCUGUGCAUGGUAGCCUGCGGAGCAGCCGAAGCUUACUACAGCUACGGGUUGCAGGUGUGGGACAUCGCAGCAGGAGAGCUUAUUGUUACAGAAGCCGGGGGGAUGGUGACUGAUGUUAACGGAGGACCUUUGGACAGGCUCGCCAAGAGAAUGUUGGCUACAAAUAACAAGGAAAUCAACGAUGCUUUGGCUGAAAGAUUGGUUGCUCUCGAAGAGAAGAUGAAGAAAAAAGGGGAUUUAUAAGUGGUUUGGAUAUAAAUUGGAUUGAAAUUGUAGUUGUUUUUGACUUUAAUUAGCUCAUUUUGGUAUCCUGC
Phyllotreta striolata is the source of this 973-nucleotide messenger RNA. The record is from the annotation of a GenBank genome assembly. NCBI's taxonomy places the organism in Eukaryota, Metazoa, Arthropoda, Insecta, Coleoptera, Chrysomelidae.